Messenger RNA from Sinocyclocheilus rhinocerous, 503 nucleotides. RefSeq names its product SWI/SNF-related matrix-associated actin-dependent regulator of chromatin subfamily A member 5-like. The coding region runs from base 138 to 428 and encodes 96 amino acids. The record is from RefSeq and is a predicted model, not a curated record. Gene Ontology annotation, biological process: chromatin remodeling. Gene Ontology annotation, molecular function: DNA binding. Lineage: Eukaryota; Metazoa; Chordata; Actinopteri; Cypriniformes; Cyprinidae. Gene Ontology annotation, cellular component: nucleus. The transcript is spliced from 3 exons.
UGAUUCAGAGGGUUAACGUUUUGUUUCUCUCUCUUCAGAUUGGCCGUUAUAAGGCAUCGUUCCAUCAGCUCAGGAUCUCAUACGGCACCAACAAAGGCAAGAACUACACCGAGGAGGAGGAUCGAUUUCUUAUCUGCAUGCUGCAUAAACUGGGCUUUGACAAGGAGAGCGUUUAUGAUGAGCUGCGCCAGUGCAUACGCAACUCGCCCCAGUUCCGCUUUGACUGGUUCCUCAAAUCCCGCACGGCCAUGGAGCUUCAGAGGAGAUGUAACACACUGAUCACGCUCAUCGAACGUGAGAACAUGGAGCUGGAAGAGCGAGCGAAAGCGGAGAAGAAGAAGAGGGGCCCUCGCACAUCUUCGGCCCAGAAACGCAAGCAGGACGGGAACCCAGAUGGACGCAGCCGCAAGAAGCAGCUCAAAUUGUGAUCGGCGACACACUUUACUUGGCGAGGACCUUCAGUACAGCGAUUCUUGCGUUUGUUGUUACGGGUCCCACUCAUG